Messenger RNA from Scheffersomyces stipitis CBS 6054, 1263 nucleotides. Its product is annotated as TauD/TfdA dioxygenase family protein. The record is from RefSeq and is a predicted model, not a curated record. Gene Ontology annotation, cellular component: cytoplasm. The coding region runs from base 1 to 1263 and encodes 420 amino acids. Gene Ontology annotation, molecular function: 2-oxoglutarate-dependent dioxygenase activity. The transcript has a single exon. Lineage: Eukaryota; Fungi; Ascomycota; Pichiomycetes; Serinales; Debaryomycetaceae.
AUGACAUACAAAGUUGCUGGUUCAGAAUGGGUUGACCCUUUGGUAGCCAAAGCCAUCAAACAAAGUACAUUGGGCGGUUUCAUUUCUCCUGACAAAAUCGUAGAAGAGAGAAAGAAAAUCAAGUUCCCAGAGUUCUUUGGUCCUUUCAACCCAGAAGAGGCUGGAAAGUAUGAAUUUCUUAAGAAUCCUGAUGGAGCUAAGAAUGACAAGGGUCACUUGGGAGAUCCAACAUUCAAAAACUUAUUCAAGCCAGGGUCCAAGGUGAAGACCAUUGACUUGUCACCAAACUACGGUACUGAAAUUGACGGUAUUCAAUUGAGUGAAUUGGAUGAAGCCGGAAAGAACGACUUGGCUUUAUACUUAGAAACAAGAGGUUUGGCUGUCUUCAGAAAUCAGGAUUUUAGGGAGAAAGGUCCAGCUUUUGCAAAGAAAUUUGGUCAACAUUUUGGUCCAUUACAUAUCCACCCAUCGGUAAGCUAUUCAGCAGAAGAAUCCCCAGAGUUGUUGGUUACAUACAGACCAGCGGGAGGUCCAGAAAGGUACAAUGCACAAUUUGCAGGUACUACUACAACUACUGGGUGGCAUUCGGACGUCAGUUUUGAAGAAUACCCAGCUUCUUUCAGUUUUUUCGUUGCUUUGGAAGCACCAGAAACUGGCGGAGAUACUGUAUUCCUUGACUUGAGAGAAGCCUAUAGGAGAUUGUCUCCCCCAAUUCAAAAGUUCUUUGAAUCUUUGACAAUCAUUCACACCAACUAUUACCUAAACCAACUUGCUAAAUUGAAGGACUUGGAUACGCGUGUCAAUGCUGAUUCUUUUGCUGAACAUCCAUUGGUCAGAACUCAUCCUGUUACAGGUGAGAAGUCGUUGUUCUACUCUAAAGGAUUUGCCCUCAGAGUAAAGGGACUCAAGCAGCAAGAGUCAGAUGCCAUUCUUAGUUUCUUGGAAGACCAUAUUAACAACAACCCUGAAAUUCAAGUGAGAGCAAGUCAUAGAGGAACCAAUUCGGGAACUAUUAUUGCCUGGGAUAAUAGAAUCUCUAUACAUACUGCUGUUGCUGAUUUCUUACAACACGAGACCGGACCUCGUCACCAUUUCAGAAUUACUGUUGUAGGCGAAAAGCCUUACUUCGAGGAAGCUGCCGAAGAGAAAGUUGCAAAUGGACACAUCAAAAGCUCAUCUAAUGGACACUCUAACGGACACUCUAAUGGAAACUCUAACGGUCACACAAUUGCUUCUAAUGGCUCCAAUGGUAGUGAGAACUAA